Molecule: messenger RNA, 3241 nt
Organism: Sphaerodactylus townsendi
Lineage: Eukaryota; Metazoa; Chordata; Lepidosauria; Squamata; Sphaerodactylidae
Product: integrin alpha-X-like
Exons: 24
Coding region: 465-2900 (811 amino acids)
Biological process (GO): cell adhesion mediated by integrin; integrin-mediated signaling pathway; cell-matrix adhesion
Cellular component (GO): external side of plasma membrane; integrin complex
Molecular function (GO): integrin binding
Source: RefSeq, a predicted model, not a curated record
ACAAGUAUACAGAGCACUUCACUUUCAGGACAUUCCGGAACAACCGAAACCCUGACGCUCUUGUUAGAGGUGUUAGACAACUGUCAGGGGGAACUCAAACCGCUACAUUUAUCCAGAAAGUGGUGCGUGAGCUCUUUCAACCAAGCAAAGGGUACCGCCCUGGAUCCUCGAAAAUUUUGAUCGUAGUAACGGAUGGACGGAAAUCAGAUCGGCUUCAGUACAGUGAUGUGAUACCAGAGGCUGAGAGAGCUGGCAUAAUCCGCUAUGCCAUUGGGGUUGGAAGCGCUUUCGCUCAAAGGGAAGCCCUGCUGGAGCUCCGGGACAUAGCCUCUCAGCCCAGUUCAGACCACGUUUUCCCGGUUAGCAACUUUAACGCCCUUAAGGACAUUGAGAACAAACUUCAGGAUAAAAUCUUUGCCAUCGAAGGGACGGCCGUGCAAAGCAGCAGCUCUUUCCAGCUGGAGAUGUCCCAGGAAGGACUUAGUUCCUUGGUGACCCACGAUGGCUUUGCGUUGGGGGCAGUAGGAGCCUAUGACUGGUCUGGAGGGCUAUUCCUAUAUGGCAGCGGCAGCAGUCCAGAGUUUAUCAAUGUGACCAGCUACACUAAGGACAUGAAUGAUGCUUAUCUUGGCUACGCAGUGCAGAUGGUUCAGCGGAGAGGACAGCGCAGCUACGUGGUGGGGGCCCCUCGCUACAAGCAUGUUGGCCGGGUGGUCUUGUUCAGUAAAACAAGCGAGCGAUGGCAGCGGAAGUCCGAUCUGUCCAUACAGCAGACCCUCCAAAUUGGCAGCUAUUUUGGGGCUUCGCUGUGCUCUGUGGACCUUGACCGCGACUCGGACACGGAUCUGAUUCUCGUCGGUGCGCCCAUGUACUAUGACGGCAAGGUCGGAGGGAAGGUCUUCGUUUUCCAAAGGCUGGGGGAGACGUUUGUCUACACCCAGGAACUGCAAGGGGAGGGCAAACAUGCUCUGGGCCGCUUCGGGGCCAGCAUAGCUGAAAUUGGCGACAUCACUGGAGAUAGAUGGAUGGAUGUGGCCAUCGGAGCUCCAAUGGAGGAUGAGAAUCGAGGAGCCCUGUACAUAUUUCAGGGGAGCUACGGCACCAUCAACAAGAAGUACAGUCAGCGCAUCCAAGGGUCUCAGUUCCCCAACCAGCUUCGCUACUUUGGCACGGCUAUUGCUGCUGGGACGGAUCUUACAGGAGACGGGCUCUCGGACAUUGCAACAGGGGCUCGCGGGCAAGUGUUGCUACUGAGGUCUCGUCCUGUGCUCCAAGUACUGCCCACCAUCACCUUCUUCCCGUCGAUGAUCCCCCUCUCUGCCUUCGAGUGCCACGGCCGGGAGCAGCUGAAUAACAAGGUCAGCACGGCAACCGUCUGUCUCACCGUCCGGCUGAACACUCCGUUUACACUCGGCGAUCGGAUUUCAAGCACCGUUUGGUACUCCUUGAUUUUGGAUCCGGGUCGGAUGAAAGUCCGGGCUGCUUUCGACAGCGGCGCCUCCACCGUCACCAACGAGAUACAGAUGGGCUUGGCUCAGAAGUGCAUGACGUACGAGAUAAAGCUGCCGGUCUGCAUAGAAGACAGCCUCACGCCCAUAAAGCUGCAACUGAAUUACAACCUUACAGGAGACCCCAUUUCUUCUGCGGACGGCCUGAAAGCCAUCCUGACGGAAGAUUCAUCCCGCCUGUUUACAGGCUCGCUUCCCUUUGAGAAGAAUUGUGGCCAUGAUGGAAUCUGUAAAGAUAUCUUAAAAACCGCUUUUAAUUUCUCAGGCCUAGACACACUAGUGGUCGGCCAGGACCUGGAACUCAAUGCCACCGUCUUCUUCCGGAACGACGGCGAGGAUUCCUUCAGCUCCAACGUGACGUUUGUUUACCCUUCCGCGCUGUCCUACCGCAGGUCCAAAAUACUGCAGUCUAACAGGAAGAACAUGGGCAUUAAGUGCAUCUCCGCCCCUUCGUCAAGGGAGGACUCUUUGAGGAACACUACCUGCAACAUCAACCACCCCAUUUUCCGGAGUGGGUCUGAGGUUAUUUUCAUUGUAGCUUUUUCCAUUGACUCGCAAGGAGUUUUGGGGAGCCAGGUGCAGAUGAACGCCACGGCUGGCAGUGAGAACAACAGCCCUUUCACCCAGGACAUGUUUCACCAAGCAACGCUGCCUGUUAAAUACGCCAUAUACAUUUCUGUCAAGAAUGUGGACGAUUCAACCAAGUAUGUCAACUUUUCAAAGGGACAGGAAGAUGGAAACCAGUCAGUGGAACAUCAUUAUCAGGUGAUGAAUUCAGAUAGGCGACAAGUUCCUGUCUCGGUGACAUUUGAGUUCCCUGUGGAGCUGAACAGGACAUGGGCUUGGAAUGCAUCUGUGGACAUCUCUGCUGAGCAAUUCCACCAGGCUCAGUGUGCCCUCGAAAAAAAGACUCCGGGGUCCAAAGAUUUUGUGAAUCAACUCCGCAAUCGAGCAGUUCUGGACUGUGCUGUGGCCACCUGCCAAACAAUCCGUUGCAACAUCCUGUCCCUGGAGCAGGGGCAGCCCCUGGAGUUCAGGAUCAGAGGGCCUCUUGGCUUCAAAUGGCUGUCCCAGACCAAGCAGAAGAAAGUGACCGUGGAGAGCACAGCUCAAAUUUUCUACGACGACACAAAAUACAGCCAGAAAGAGGGCUUUAUAAAAAGCCAGAUGAAGACAGUGGUGGAAUAUCUGGAGGUCUACAACUACCUGCCUGUCAUUAUUGGAAGCAGCGUGGGGGGCGUCCUCCUUUUGGCCUUGAUCAUUGCUGCUUUGUAUAAGUUUGGGUUCUUCAACAGACAGUACAAACAGAUGCUGGAUGAGGCAGGAGAAGGUGAUGUGGGGGGAGGACCUGCCCCCGACAGUGGCCCCGAUCCCCAAGCUGCCAAAGCAUAAGAGAUGCCACAAACCACACCUUCUUUUGGCUCUCUUUUGGACUACUCUGAACACCUGUCAGUUUAUGGGACUCUGUGCUAAAGAAAGAGCAUGUGUUGAGACGAGGUUUGUUUUAUAGGGUGCAUCGUCCCCAAUGUGGAAAGCGGUUUAAAUGUAGGAAACGAUUGUCUAUUUGUGUGAGGUUGUCACGUGGGACCAUUACACAGUACUGACAAGUUACAUCCAAUUGUAACUUCACUUUUAGAUUCGGAUAUACAUUUUUAGUUCAGAAACGAAGAGUGCAGAAUGAGGAAUGCAGAACGAGGAACAAUGAUAAAUAAAGAACGCCGCCAAAAGACAGG